Molecule: messenger RNA, 2307 nt
Organism: Cryptotermes secundus
Lineage: Eukaryota; Metazoa; Arthropoda; Insecta; Blattodea; Kalotermitidae
Product: protein FAM49A
Exons: 10
Coding region: 646-1662 (338 amino acids)
Biological process (GO): regulation of actin filament polymerization
Molecular function (GO): small GTPase binding
Source: RefSeq, a predicted model, not a curated record
CAUCACUACAUGUGUUAUACACGAAUUAGGGUUUAAUGGUACGUUAGACUCCACGGAAUAAAAUCAAACACUUGUUGCCUGCUUCUUGCUUGGCUUAUUCUUUGACCCUAAAUAUGAAAGCAUAGGAUGCAUUUCCACUGUACUACACGGAUAUUGCAUGGAAGAUGAUAGUGCUUUUCAGUUAUCGUUAUGAUAACCUCAAAUUCAGGAGAUUGUUGAUUACUGUUUAUCAGUACAAUCAGUUAAAAAUGCCCGACCGUUGUAGUGUAAUUGUAUGAUGUCACUUAAAACACAGUCAUUCUGGAUACUUUCGAUUUGUCCGCCAUAGAUGGCCAUAGUGUAAAUUAGAUAAACAAAAACGUACUUAGAAGCGCAGUGUAAGGCCUAGCGAUAGCAGACGAGAAGGCUGUAAUCAGGAAUUACAUUUUUUUUGUGUCACGCGUAUCAACGUGCUUUCUUAAGUAAAUUUGUGUUGUUGGGGCGGUUAAUGUAGAACCUUAGGUGUUCCAUAUGAUAAUGAAUGUUGGGAGCUAUUGGGAAGCAUGAAACUAAAGGGCUGAGGGAAGUCGGUGGGCGUGUUAUCUUACUAGCCACGACAAAAACAUACGAGAAUGAUGGAACUAUAGACCAGAGAGCUAGCUGAACAUGGGGAAGUUGUUGAGCCUUUUGGCUCGCGAUGAUUCAAAUUGCUGCUCACCUCAGAAGUACGACGUCUUUCUGGACUUUGAAAAUGCCCAACCGACAGAUGGGGAACAGGAGACAUUUGAGGAAGUGCAACAUGUGCUGAGAAACUCGGAGCCGAUACUUGAAGAGAUCCAAUGCUACAAGGGAGCAGGAAAAGAGAUCCGAGAAGCAAUCUCCACCCCAACAGAAGAAUUUCAGCAGAGGGCGUGGCAUGCUGUGUUGCCACUUGUUUCUAGGUUGAAGCGAUUUUAUGAAUUUUCUACAGAGCUGGAGGUUGUGGUCCCAAAAAUUCUGUUCCAGCUAUGCUCUGGACCCAUGACACCCACCCAGCAUCUUGAGAUGCAACAAGCCCUUGUCAAACAGUUUGCUGAGAUUCUUGAAUUUGUACUCAAAUUUGAUGAAUACAAGAUGAAGACGCCAGCUAUUCAGAAUGACUUCAGCUACUAUCGACGCACGAUCACAAGGCAACGCAUGUCGAGCCACAACGGGUUUGAACACCUUGACACAAGAGAAGUGACCAAUGAAUUAGCCAACCGCAUGUCCCUCUUCUAUGCGCAUGCCACCCCUAUGUUGAAAGUUCUCAGUGAGGCCACAUCUAUGUUUGUGAAAGAGAAUUCAGACAUUCCAAUAGAAAACACAACGGAGACUUUAAGUACAAUGGCCAAAGUUUGCCUCCGUAUGUUGGAGAAUCCGAACCUGAUUUCUCAGUUCCAGCGAGAGGAAACACAGCUGUUUGUACUUCGAGUUAUGGUUGGAUUAGUCAUCCUCUAUGAUCAUGUUCAUCCACAAGGAGCAUUUGUUAAGGCUUCGAAUGUAGAUUUCUUGGUUUUAUGGUCUCAGGUGAAGGGGUGUGUGAAGUUGCUGAAGGAACAGCCAGCUGCCCGGUCUGAAGGACUUUUAAAUGCACUGAGGUAUACAACGAAACAUUUGAAUGAAGAAGCUACUCCAAAGAAUAUCAAGAAUCUACUGGCUGCAUGAGAAGGAUGUAUGUAGGCAGAGCAAUUUGGUGUGGGCCUUGGAUCACAUGACACAAAGUGUUUUAAUGUUGAGACAACACAUCACUGCCUUAGUGCACAUUUUGUACAGAUUAUAUAAUGGUUGGCAACCUGGAAUUGCAGCAACAUGACAUUUUAUAUAGGCAACUUUCAGUCAGAGUAAGUGAAGCAUUACAUUCCAUUACAGUUGGUUCAUUUAUGAAGACCUACAUUAUGUAGCAGUCUGGCAUAAUGCCACCAAUGGUUUGUGAUUGUGUAUUUGCUCUCUUAUGUUUGAAUAUUUCUGCAUAUCAGUUGUUAACUCUUUGUGUUUUGGUUUUAACACUUUCUCAGCUGCAUGGGAUUUAUGGUAAAUAAUGAAUUGAGAAGAAUGUGGAAAAGGACGGUCAUAGUCUUAUUGUACUAUUUCAGUAUAAGUCUUGAAGGGCUGAGAGUAUACAUAGAAAGCCCAGUCAGAAUAGCCAACCUGCAGGCUGAAUAUGAAGAACUUCUGACAUUUCAACUGCAAUGUCUGGUAGUUUGUGGACAGGUGGUUCAUGAAUAGUUGUAUGCUGGAAUUUGGCAUGUAAAGUAAAAGUAAAGCUGUCCCUGUACCAUGCCGUAAAGGCCCAUAGGGUUGUGAGAUGUU